CUACGUCGCGUUUUUCGCGUCCGUGUCCAAUCGUCGGUGACCUUCGAGACUUUUCAAAUUUGAACCGCAAAAUCGAUCAACUGUCGUCGAUCUCUCUCGUGAGUAUUCGACAGCAGGACCAGAUUUACGAGAUAUUCGCGCGCGGUGAAACCAUGAAGGACCGUUAAAAAUCAUUCAUCCUGUGGAUUUCGUAUCGGACCGUUCGCGAGGAACAAAGGACUCCACGAUGUUCACGCCGAUCAAGUCCGCAGGUAUCGUCGUGCUGAAUGACACGAUAUUAAACACACCGCAGCCGCAAGCUUCGUCGACCGUUCAACGAAAAAACACGUUGGAAAAUAAAUAUUGCAGCGGAGACUCCAGUCAAGAAAAACACAAGCGAGUGCCAUGUGGUAGUCAGACAGACGAUACGGACGAUUCUUCAUUAGGUCUUCUUGAUAACAUAUCGGUUCUCACAAAUGUUAGUGUUGCGGAUGAGGAACAGAAGUUGAAUUAUACUAACGUGAAUAAAGAGCUCGAGUAUGCUAGGAAAAUUCUCCAGAAGUGCAGUAACUUACGGAACUCUCCUGUGACUAUAGAUAUGAAUAAAGAAAAUGAUGUAAAUGUACAAAACAUAACAGGCAUUUUGCCUGCAUCAGGUUUCGCAUUAUCAAACAAAACUUAUACUCCUGUUCAGGAUCAGGAAUGUAACGUGAAUCACUUGGACAAGGUUAACACGACCAAUAUUACUUUUGAGCCUAAUGAAAUAUCAGCGCGCUCAUCUGGCCUAAGUAAUAGCGUAGGAGAGCAGUCCCUUUUAAAUAUACCUUCCGACCGGAUUAACUUUCAUAGCAUGGCAGAGGAGUUCAUGGCACAGUUUAACAAGGAAUUCGAUGAAGAGUUUCUAUCUAGCUCACAAGCGCCUGCACAGUUGUCAAUCGAUGAGGCUCACUGGCGACAAAGUGAUUCACAUUCCAUGCCAAUAAGUAAUACUACAGAAAAACAGGAAUUAGAUUGCUCUGCUUUCUCCGGUAUCAUCGGACAGGUUGAUUUAUCGAUAGCAUCUUGCGCUGGAAGGAAGGUAUCUGUCGGUCAAUAUUUCAAACGUAAAUGUAACAUGGGAAUGUUGGGGAAUGAUGACAAGUUGAGACCAGGUUUUGACGUCACCUCGGAAACUCCUAUGAAAAGGGGCAAUUUGAGGCCGUUGAUCGAUUCGACGCUCAUGGCGGAUGCGACCAAGUUAUCAUCAAUGGAGCCAAAGGAGAAGGAACACGAAUAUGUCUCGAACGCGACGGUUAACGCGGGUGAAAAUAGUAUUUUAAGUUUGAGCACUAUCGCCAGUACUUUGCAAGAUGUCAAUAGCGAAACGCCACGGCGAUUAGUUGACCAGCUCUUAAUGGCACAGAAAAAGAAGAAAUAUUCAAUAAUAGAAGAACACAAGAGGGAGACCUAUACGAUGCCCCUGGAGAGAAAGUCCAUGUUAGCGGCGUCUACUGAAAAUUCCAAUAAAUUUGAUGACAAUAUGAGUCUAGUGAAUCUCACGUCAAAAUUAUCACUGGAUAGUAGGACUACGAACGAAGCAAUUGACAAGGAAAGAAUCUCAAGAAUGCUGUCAUUUGCUUCGAGCAAGAAUAUAAAGGAAGCUGAAUCCCUUGAGAGUGUAUGCGAAGUAUUAAAAGAAAACACCAAUGACAAAAAUGUAACUUCUUCGUCUAACAAGGACGCAGUAGCCAUAAUAUCAGCCACAGAUUUUAAGUUGCUCUUACAAAAAUCGGCAUUGUCUCUGUCGUCCAAUGACAAAUCAAAUGUAUUCUCCUGCGUGCCGCCUACAAUAGGUGAAAAAAGUUGCGAUGAAGAGAGCUACAGUGAUAUGAAUAUGCAAAAGAUAGAAAGAAAAGAAGCGACUAAAGCGGAAGCUUCCGAUAACACGAUGGGCACACUGUUUACAGAAAAUACGAAAACUGGAAAGCAAUUUGAUUCAAAUAGCGAUGUAAUAAUUGGCAAGAAUACGGAACAGUUAUGCAAUUGCAUUAUUGGCAUGACUUGUAAAGCUAACAUAGAACUGGUAAACAAAGGAGACUGGUGGAUCACGUGCAAAUUAAAGCUGAGCGAAGUACGAGGAGAUCAGCAGAAUAUUACAUUAAGUAUUCCCGAAGAUGCAAUUUUAAUACAGCCUAAUGGUGUCCAAUCUGCGAAGAUCGAGGUGAAAGUAACAAAAAUGUGCAAACCGAUCAUCGCGGUACUAAAUAUAAUUAUGUCGGACAUGGUGGUCAAGUCGAAAUGGUUUAUGACGCACAUGAUCUGCUUCAAACCGGAAGAACUUGAACUCGAUAUCAUAUGCAACUCGCAGGGCAAGCAGGAAUUGGAUUUUCAAUGCAUAGCGGAGAAUACAGCAAAAGUUCUGCCUGUAAUAUUUCAUAACAAGAAUAACAUUAAUGUACCUGUGAAACUCUCUAUAUUACAUGAAGGACCAAAAAUAUUCAGUAUCGAAGAUACUUUCAACGGAAUAGUAAAGCUGAAUGAAUCACAUGACGAAUUGACUCAUUUGGUACUUAAACCUCAAGAGAAAUUCACUGCCAGUAUAAAGUGCGAAAGGUCGCAACUUGCGUCAAUUGAUUGUUCGCCGAAACAGCCGCGAUAUUGGAGGAGUAAACUGAUCAUAUGUAUACAAUGUGGCGACGGAACGAUGUUACUUUUGAAAGAAAUACCCCUCUGUGCGCAAACCGGCAUUUGUAGGAUUCAAGUCAUCGACACGGAGGCGCCUAUGAUUGUUUCCAGACAGCACGGCAAAUUGCUCAACGUCGUUAAUUCGGGAAAUAUCGCGACGCGCGUGUACGCCACUGUCGUACCAAUCGACGGAUAUCUAAGAGCGGUGCAAGAAUUCUCUAUAAAACCAGGCGACAUGUCGCUACAACCCGAGGAGAGAGGAGCGUUCUUAAUCGCGUACAAAUCGCAGAUUCCCGACGCGAAGGAUGUGAUCGAAGAGAGGUGUGCGAAGGUAAAAUUGGUCGCCGGUAGCAGCGUCUACUAUUACGCCGUUAGUGCUGAGCAGAAGCCGUUGGAAGCGGAAAGUGAGAAUUACCUACGUUGCGACACACCUUGCAAUUUGGUGUCCACGAGUUCCCCGACAUCGCCGCAAAGUGUGACCUCCAGUAGGUCCGGGACUUAUCAAGGUAGAAAUUCACCGAGUAGCGUAGUGUCCAGCGUGGCCGUAGCUGGAAGUGCGAUCCCGAUCAGAGCGACGCACGCUGCUCUGGUGUGGAAUAGCGUGAAAACGAGCAAGAGCGAGAUCAAGGAAUUUACAAUCCGUAAUACGAGCAAUAAUAAGAUCAAGAUCCAGAUAAACAUAUGCGACGACACUAAAAGCUUCAAGUUCCUCGGAGACAGGCAGACUACGAGCAUAAGCAUGGUACUGGCGAUGCAGCGUACAGAAAGCAAAACACUCGCGGUCAUGUUCAAUCCGUAUCGCGUGGGUCCGGUGGCUGGGAAAAUCACCAUCAAACAUUACGCGCCUGCGAAGGAGGGCCGUGAAUCUCAGUACAGAAGAAUACCCCUGUAUGGAUACGGCGGCUGUGGCAAAAUGAAGAUCUCGGAUACGUUUAAAGACGCGAGUGGCAAAAUAUGGUUGGCGCUUGGUACUUUAUCGUCCGGAACCACCGCUCUCAGGGCGAACAUCACACUGCAAAAUACCGGCGACUUGUGCACAUUCGCCAAGAUCAAAGUUGUACCAAAAGUUAAUUCUCCAAAAAUGGAUUCUAGCUGGCGCGUAAGUCCAACAGAAUUAAUACUUAGUCCUAAAGAAUCUCGACAAGUGUCAGUAGAAUUCUAUCCUAAGAAGGAAGACUUUGCGAUAUUGCAACAUUGCGUUGCAGAUGUGUCGCAUGUCGCGACGAUAAAUAUCGUUUACGGGGAUGAGCCGACCCGGUGGCGAAUACGUAGAUUGUACAAUAAGAUAAAAGAGUCGGGUGAGUUGGCUGGAAAUGAAAAUGAAACGUUCAAAAACGUCGUGCAUCCCAUUUGUAAAACUUUCUCCGGGGAGCAGUUGAUCUCUGGUUUAACAUUGAUACGCGAUCCCGUUCAAAGCCUAAAUGACCUUUGUACCGGAGUUCAGCAGUACGAAAUAAUGCUCACAGUGGAGGCUUGCGCGGACGAUGACACUUUGCCCAUUCUUCAUGACAAUGAUGAUGAAUCACAAAUGUAUUAUUCUUUGAUAAGUGAUAACAGUCACAUGGAUGAAGUGGGCGGAGCAAGUUUCUUCUCUUCGCAAACCAUGAGUGAAUACGAAGCUUCACAUCACGACUCACGGGAGGAUCAUUUCACCGUAAAUCCACCCAUUGUCACUUUAAAUCCCCCGGUAUGCAAUGAGGCGACCGUGACUAUUUUCAGCUUCUUCAAAGUGCCCCAACCAUUCCAGACCAAUCUGUCGAGCCCGAAUUAUCUCAGCGUUGUUCCCGCAGAAGGAACGCUUCCUAGCAGGACACUUUUCACCCUGAAGAUACAAUGUUCGCAGAGAAUAGAACGUAACAUGCAGGAUGUGCUCGAGAUUUAUACGGAGAAUAAUAAGAAAGAUGUGUUGAUUCAAGUGAGCGUGAAGCGACAGUGAUGAAAUAUCCUGCGAUGCGAUCAGAAUAUUUAUUUCUCUCGACUCUCGUUGCUGUAAUCAAUGGAUUUUAUAUAAGAGCAAUAUUUUUUAUUAAUAGAC
Messenger RNA from Dinoponera quadriceps, 4678 nucleotides. RefSeq lists its product as uncharacterized. The transcript has 20 exons. Bases 227 to 4579 code for a protein of 1450 amino acids. NCBI's taxonomy places the organism in Eukaryota, Metazoa, Arthropoda, Insecta, Hymenoptera, Formicidae. The record is from RefSeq and is a predicted model, not a curated record.